Molecule: messenger RNA, 1887 nt
Organism: Cyphellophora attinorum
Lineage: Eukaryota; Fungi; Ascomycota; Eurotiomycetes; Chaetothyriales; Cyphellophoraceae
Product: Alpha-glucosidase
Exons: 1
Coding region: 1-1887 (628 amino acids)
Biological process (GO): oligosaccharide catabolic process
Molecular function (GO): alpha-amylase activity
Source: RefSeq, a predicted model, not a curated record
AUGGCGUCCUCACUCCAAACCAAAACGCUCCCUCCCACCACAAACCUCACCAUGGAGAUCCGCCACAACGGCCUGGACACCUCGUCCAUCACCCCGAAACCAAACACGGCUUCCAGCAAACGGUCAUGGUGGAAGACCACAACCGUCUACCAAAUAUGGCCCGCCUCCUUUCUCGAUACCACCGGUUCCGGUCUCGGCGACCUCCGCGGCAUCAUCUGUAAGCUUCCCUACCUACACAACCUCGGCAUCGAGACCAUCUGGCUGUCACCCAUGUACGACGGCCCACAGCAAGACAUGGGCUACGACAUUUCCGACUACACCGCCAUCUACCCGCCUUACGGCACGAUGGAGGACAUGGAGGAGCUCAUCGCCAAGAUCCACGCUCUGGGAAUGCGGAUUAUCCUCGAUCUCGUCGUGAACCACACUAGCGACCAGCACAAGUGGUUCCAGUCCUCCAAGACAGGCAAUGGGCUGCAUAAGGACUGGUAUAUCUGGCGAGACGGCAAGCCCAACCCCAAGCCAUCGACUGAUGCCAACAAGCCCACGAUCCCCCUCCCACCGAACAACUGGGCCUCCGUCUUCGGCGGCCCCGCCUGGACCUGGUGCCCCUCCCGCCAGCAGUACUACCUGCACAUCUUCGCCCCUGGCCAGCCGGAUCUGGACUGGGAGAACGACGCUGUCCGCGCCGCCGUCCACAAGGAUGCCCUGAGAUUCUGGUUUGAGAAGGGCAUCGACGGGUUUCGGGUGGAUACCUGCAACAUCUACUCCAAGAACCAGAAGCUGUUGGCACGAGAUGGGCGUGUCACCGAGCGGACGAAGCCGUUGGGGGAGUGUGAUCCGGGAAUCAUCAAUGGGCCACGGAUCCACGAGUUCUGGUCUGAGAUGCGGCGGGAAGUGAUAAACAAGUAUGUUGGUGGCGAUCCGUUGAUGGUGGGGGAGUUGGCGGACAGCAGCGUCGAGGAAACGCUACGCUUCAUCGGGCGGACUGGGCCGAAGAAGGAGGUGAAAGAGGAAUUGAGUAUGGUGUUUGACUUCAGCUAUGUGGAUUUGGGCCGUGAAGACGCGCUUCCUCACUUGAUCAAACCAAUUGAUCUCCCUGCAGCGAAACGCGCCAUGGGCACUCGGACUUCAAACUACCUCACUGCCGGCGCAUGGACGUCGAUCUUCAAAGAAAACCAUGACCGUCCGCGCAGUGUCUCUCGUCAUCCGGGACCCACUGACCCUAAGAACUGGUCGCGUAUUGCCAAGCUGCUGGCUAUGAUGACCGGCACCCUCUCCGGCACGCUAUUCCUGUACCAAGGCGAAGAGAUUGGGAUGACGAACAUCAACCCCGACACCUGGUCUCCUGGAGAUCUGAAGGAUAUUGCUUCAUUGAAUUACUUACAGGCGAUGAGAGAGCGCUAUCCGAACGACCCAGUGAUGUGGGACAAAGCGUGGCGGGGUGUUUGUGCCGUGGGGCGGGACAAUGCGCGGACGCCGGUGCAGUGGGCGAACAGAAAGAAUGGGGGGUUCAGUGAUGGGAGCAGGACGUGGAUGCGGGUGAAUGAGAACUAUAGGGAGGGAGUGAAUGUGGAGGAGCAGGAGGGAAAGCAGGGCAGUGUAUUGGAGUUCUGGAGGAGGAUGCUGAAGUUGAGGAGGCGGGAGGAGGGGUUGUUUGUGUUGGGCGGGUAUAGGUGCGUGGAUGAGGAGAAUGAGCGAACGUGGACUUUUGAGAAGACGGCGGAUGGUGGCAAGGGGAGAGCGUGGGUGGUAUUGAAUUUCUCGGAUGAUGAGGUUGAGUUUGAGAGGCCGAAGUGGGCGAGGGAGCUUGCGCUGACGAAUUACGGGGGCGAGAGGGAUACAAAGGAGGACAAGUUGGCGCCUUGGGAGGGAAGGAUCUACAUGUAG